This is a messenger RNA of Paramecium pentaurelia, 1478 nucleotides long. NCBI's taxonomy places the organism in Eukaryota, Ciliophora, Oligohymenophorea, Peniculida, Parameciidae. The record is from the annotation of a GenBank genome assembly.
AUGAAACCUAAGCCCCAAAUUGAAACUAAUAAUUCAAUUGAUUUAUUCUAGAGGACUACACAAAAUCUUAAAACCCAGAAACUAGACAUCAUCAAUUCAGUUCGUAGUACUAAUUCUAAGUCUAAUUCUAAUGUUAAUAUAUUUGGAAGAGAAUUCCUCAAAAAAAAGUUUAGUCAAGAGAGUCUUUAAAAAAAGAAGUAAUUCAUUAAUCAAGAAAUACCAAUCACAUAAUAAUAUUAAAAUCAGAUACUAUUAUCAAAAUACGAUAUGCCUAUUCGUAAUUAUUCAAAUAGUUAAUAAUAAUCUUUAUUACUUAAUCAGCUUGUCACCAAAGUAACUCCAAAUGUUGAAUUGAACAUAUUCAAAUAAUCUAAGCAAUCAUCUAUUGAUUUUAGACCUUUAACAUCUGAAAUUAAUUCUACAACUUCAUUCCAACAUAAGAGAUAACAAUCAAUUGGAUCCAAAGAUCAAAACUAUAAAAAGAUAUAUAAUGGAAUGUUGCAGAAACCUUAAAAGGCAUAUUCCCAAUAGAUAACUCCAGUUCAUUCAAGAUAAUUAUCAUUAUAGUAAUCUUAAUCAAUAUCAAAUCGCGAAUUAAAAUAUUUUGAAAGCAUUAAAUUUAAUAAAGAAAAUGUCUAAUUUCAGUAUUAUUUAGGAAAAAUUAAGUAAGUUUUCACUCGGCCACUUUAAGAUGAUUAUUUUAGUUCUCUCUAUAGAGAACAUUUCUUUUAAACAUAUUAAGGAAUAUAUGUUGCAUCUCAUUUGAGACCAACAGAUCCUAAUGAUUUCAAAAAGAAAGCAGUCAAAAUGAAAUAAAAAGAUAAAUACAAAGGUAAAUCAAUUUUAUAUUUAAGAUAAAAUAACUGUGAUUUUUGAUUUAGAUGAAACAUUAGUACAUUGUAAUGAAUCAAUAUAAUAGAAAUCUGAUAUCAUUUUAAAUAUUAAAGUUAAUUCUCAUGAAAUUGUCAAAGCAGGUGUAAAUAUACGUCCAGGAGCUAUAGAAUUAUUAUAAUCUUUAGUUGAUGAAUUUGAAAUCAUUGUUUUCACUGCCUCACAUCAAUGUUAUGCUAAAUAAGUUUUAGAUUAUUUAGAUCCUGAAAAUAAACUUAUAUCACAUAGAUAUUUUAGAGAUAGUUGUAUCUUGACUACAGGUGGAAUGUAUACUAAAGAUUUAAGAAUAUUUGACAGACCGCUAAGUCAAAUGGUUUUAGUUGAUAAUGCAUCUUAUAGCUAUGCUUGGUAAUUAGAUAAUGGAAUACCUAUUGUUCCUUUUUAUGAUAAUAAAGAAGACAAAGAACUUUUGGGUUUAUAGAGUUAUUUAAUGGGAAUGCGUGGUGUCUUAGAUGUUAGAGAGUACAAUAGGUAAUAGUAGUUUUACUUUAUUUUUUAGAAAUAAAUUGAAAUUAAAUUAAUUCUUUGAUUCAUAAGGUCCUGCCAUUGUUUUUGAAAAGCUUUUUCAAUAAAAAAUUGAAAUAUGA